AAUACAGACUAACAGGGCUGCUACUCUGAAACCUAGGAAGUAUAGUCUCUCAUGGGCGAUUCAAAUAGAGAUGGGAGCAGUGGUUGCUGGGACUUGUAGUUCAUGACGGUUGUAUGUACCCCUGCAAGUAGAUUUCAGAGUAGUGGCCUUGUUAGUCUGUAUCCGCAAAAAAGAACAGGAGGACUUGUGGCACCUUAGAAACUAACAAAUGUAUUUGAGCAUAAGCUUUUGUGGGCUACAGCUCACUUCAUCGGAUGCAUGGUAGGGCGCUAAAGACGAGUGCUGCUGUUUGCUGCUCCACAUUGUAAUGACAGUGUGUUUCUGCUAGGCCUAGCCUGGUGCAUUGUCUGCCUGCCCAAAGAUCAGGCCCAGGCAUUAUUGAAGACCAUAUGUAGAAUUACUCAGUGUGGCCCAAAGAAUAACAUAUACCUUAGUAGUACAGCACCAUUUUCAACCAGUAGAAUCUAACGGAUAUAACAAACUUUAUGAUUGUAUAUGUAUCGCUUCACCCACCACUGACAUGCAGCCAUCUCUGGGGUGAAAUAGGCAGCUGUCUGACGAUGCUACUCAACAGUGUAGUAUCCCACUCUUAAAUUGGUGUCAGCCCAGACAUCUGGAUCAUGUGAACUCCUCUUGAAUUGUGCAUGGGAGUAGAAGUCUGUGUUUUCUAAUAGAUUCUGAUGCAGGAUCAUGACCAAGCACUAAGCACUAGGACUAAAUUUUGCCCUUUGUUGCACCAAUGCAUCUUAGGGCAAAGUUUGCUUUUUACAAUGGAAGUUCUUUGAAACCCAAAUGACCUAAUUAUAUCAUUACUCUAGCUACUUCCAAUACAGGAAGCCUAGUCUUUAGCUCUGACUCAAAAGCCUAUCCUGCUUCCCUCUAAGUCAACAGCAAAACUCCAAAGUCCUCAGUAGGAAUAUGACUGAGAGCCUAAAGCUUAUUUCUAAGGCUCUGAUCAUGUAACUUUUUUCAUGCAAGAUGACCCCUAUAACCGCACACAACCCCACUGACUUCUCUGGGGCUCCAUAUGGGCACCAGGAUGUAUCCAGGUGGAACAAAUUGCAGAAUCCAGGCCUAAUUUUGUUAGUGCUAAGUAUAUUUAGUAAUAGCCAGGCUUUAUAUGGAUUUUCUCUCUUAAGAACUUUAAAAAAAAUUUCAGCAAAACUCUCCAGGUCACCUGUUAUUUAAAAACAAUAAAUGUAGUGGUGUCUCAAUUAGCCAAAUGUCAAAAUGAGUAAAUUUGGAUAACAGAGGUUUCUAUUAGCUGUGGAAAUUUUCAGAGUAAGUGCAAAUAGACCUCAGGGGAUAUGACACUGUUUCAGACAGCUGAGAGUUUUGGAUAACUGAGGAGCAGAUGACAGCUUUGCAGAACUGUCAUGAACAUAUAUCAUCCCACACACAAAAUAUACUUGUGUCCUUCUCAAUAAUAAAUAUGAAAACAUUAAUUAUACUCUCAUAUUCUUUUUACAGAUUACCCCAAGUGAAUAGGCUAGUAGAAUUUUGUAAAACUGGGGUAUACAAUUAUAUACAUAGUUGUGAGACAUUACAACAAUGAUUUAAUGCCAGAUUCUUCCCUUCAAUAAGCAUACACUACUCCUAUUGGCUUCACUAAGAAUUAUGCAUGCUUAUUUGCAGGCAGAAUUUGACCCUUCAUUUUUUGUUUUAAAUAAAAUAAAAUUAAAUGCUCCAAAUAUGUUGAGAUCUGUGUCUGGGAUAAAAUCUAACUUCUCUUUAAACCACUUUUCUGGAAGUUUUAUCACACUUUCAAAUUAAGGCAGUUUGAGAAAGCCACUGUGAAAUAACUAUUACUUCAUGUCACUGAGUUAUAUAAAGUCAGACUUUUUGAAUGUAUGUAUUCCACUACAGAAUAUAUUGUUAUGUAACAUUGAAAGGCCAAGAAGGUGGCAUUCCUGAGUUCCAAGCCCCACUCACUUACUGGCCUGUAUGGUUGGGGGGUGUGGGAAUAAUCAUGUGCCUCAGUUUCCCCCAUUUAAAAAAAAAGUAUAAAAUGGGGUGAGGGAGGAGGGAAGAGAGAGAAGACAUCCUCUCCUGGCAAAGGUGUUGGUGCUUAAGUACUUGGUGCCCAAUUGAUUAUUCUCCUCCAGUCCCAGUUCUUAAUUCAGCACUACAUUAAAGUCAGUGGGAGCUUUGGCUGUAUAAGGAAUGAAGGAUCUCAAUUGCUCUGUGUUGAUGAAUCCUGGGCAGCUCGCUGUAGGAUUAGGGCCUAGCUUAUCAUUAUAAAUUAUUUAUGCUUACUAGCUCAAUAUGAGCUCAGUAACAAUUUAUUAAUGGUUUGGGUUUUUUUGUAUUAGCUUGUUAUUUUUUUUUAUAUUUAAAUCUGUCUUAAAAAUUAUUAGAUUCUUUCACGUGGAGAUUGUUUUUAAUGGGGGGAAAAAAAAAACCCCUAACCCUGUCUAUAUAGUAAAUGAAUCCCAUGCUGUUUGGCUGCAGUGCUGUGGAGCAAGUGCACUAUGAGAAGGAAAGGCCAGAGAGGGGAGCUGCUGGGUAGCUUUCACCAGGGAAAGCUCCUGGUUGUCCCUGAUUAGUAGCCACACUGUCUUUUGUUUGUUUUUCUCCUGGUUGGUGAGUGGAAAACUCCUUUUUUUUUUUCUUCUUGGCCUCAGUGCAAUGAUCCUCUGGCAGCUAGAUCAGUCCUGGAUUCCCUCAGAUGGACUUGCUGCAUGGCUUCUUGUAGCGGGAGCUGUGUAAUACUGAGUGACUACCAUACAAUGGGCUGGAUUCAUCAAAGGAUAUGUAUGACUCUACCCCUUGCACAGAGGGACAUCUUGGAAAGUUAGGAAAGGUGGCUUGUCAGAGCUCUGCACUGACUGCAGUAUGACCUACCAGAGGCUGAGCCUUGAAAACAUGACUCUUGUGGCUCUUUGUGCAGUCCUGAGUACUGCCACAGAAAGAACUGGUUACACUCAGAGGAGAAACACAUCAGCUACAGGGAAGCAUGUACUAAGGACUGAAAUGAAUUUGCAGCCAAAGGAUCAACAUCAUGAAUAGAUACACUACUAUCAAACAGCUUGGCGAUGGGACGUAUGGGUCCGUCCUCCUAGGGAGAAGCAUUGACUCUGGGGAGCUAAUUGCCAUUAAAAAAAUGAAGAGAAAGUUCUACUCUUGGGAGGAAUGCAUGAAUCUUCGAGAGGUUAAGUCUUUGAAGAAAUUAAACCAUGCCAAUAUAGUAAAACUGAAAGAAGUUAUCAGGGAAAAUGAUCAUCUUUAUUUUGUGUUUGAAUACAUGAAGGAAAAUCUUUACCAAUUGAUGAAAGAAAGAAACAAACUGUUUCCUGAAUCUACAGUUAGGAAUAUUAUGUAUCAGAUCCUGCAAGGGCUUGCAUUUAUCCAUAAACAUGGGUUCUUUCACAGAGACUUGAAACCUGAAAACCUCCUUUGCAUGGGACCAGAACUUGUGAAAAUAGCGGACUUUGGCUUAGCCCGAGAAAUCCGAUCUAGGCCUCCUUACACAGACUAUGUAUCUACAAGAUGGUAUAGGGCUCCUGAAGUUCUUCUGAGGUCCACCAGCUAUAGUUCUCCCAUUGAUAUCUGGGCUGUCGGCUGUAUAAUGGCAGAGGUUUACACGUUAAGGCCUCUCUUCCCUGGUGCCAGUGAAAUAGAUACUAUUUUCAAGAUUUGCCAAGUACUGGGGACACCAAAAAAGAACGAUUGGCCUGAAGGCUACCAACUUGCAGGUACCAUGAAUUUUCGCCUGCCCCAGUGUGUACCUAACAACCUAAAGACCCUAAUUCCUAAUGCUGGCAGUGAGGCAGUUCAGCUCAUGCGAGACAUGCUACAAUGGGACCCCAAAAAGCGACCAACAGCUAGUCAGGCACUUCGAUAUCCCUACUUCCAGGUUGGGCAUGCACUGGGCACUUCUCCCUGCAUUCAGGAACUGGGCAAGCAGCCGAAAGAACUCCAUGAUGAAGCAGCACUGCACCAUGUUAAACCUGUUCCUCCUGCACAACCCCCUCCAAAACCCCAUGUCCGUCUCUCAUCUAGACCAUUCCAGCAAAGCCAGUCUUCCCAGUACCUCAUGUACCCAUAUAAAGCAGACUGCUUGGUGACUGACCACGUGACCCAGUUAAGAGAGGACGAGCCUGCUCAGGUGCAUCUGCCAGCACUUCGUAGUCAAGUUCCUCAGCAGAAAAUACCGAUUGGGACAGAGAACACGAAUGGUGAACUUAAACCAAAGACUAGGCGAAGAUGGGGACACAUUACUAGAAUAAUGAAAGGUUCUGAAGAGUGGGAUGACUUGGAAGACUUUGAUUUUAGCUCUUCCCUCACCAGAACUGAUCUGAAAAACAAGAGGCGACAGAGUGAUGAAGCUCUUUGUAGGUUUGAAAGCAUUUUGGAUCUGAAGCUCUCAGACAAUCUAGGUUCUGGCAACAGCGCCCCUUCCCAUGUGUCCUUUCCACGGCAGGACACACCCACCUUGCGAGUUUCUGCAGCCAAGCAGCAUUACUUGAAACAUUCUAGGUAUUUACCUGGGAUAAGCACAAGGAAUAGCAUAGUCUCCAGUUCAAGCAAGGAUUCUAUUCCGUCUAAACCAUGGCCCACAUCUAAUUUGCCUGGAAAAGCUUCAGGUGUGGGAGGAGGGGUUAAUGGAAUGAAUUCAGAGCACUCAGGAUCGAGCAGGUUGACGGGUGGUUAUGUCUCUUCAUUUCUGAAGAAGGAAAUUGGCUCUGCUGGGCAGAGGGUUCAGUUAGCACCAGUUGCAGAUUCAUCUUCUAAUUACGCUUCUCUGAAGUCUGUCAGACCUCAUGUUGGGCGGCCAUCAUUUAAUACACCUUCAAAAAGCACACCAGCAUUAAUGCCGCGUCCACCGCCAAUUCAGCCAAUCCAUGGACGCACUGACUGGUCUUCAAAGUACGGAGCUCACCGGUGACUUGCAGAAAGCACUUUCUGUUGAAGCACUGCACAUUUCUCAUGAAAUGUUGACCAGUGCUAUACCAUUUGCCAUGACUUUGUAAGCCUGUGAUUUUGAAAGAAACCUUAUCUUCUUUGAGCAAGACAUUUCAAGACUACUUUUUUUUAGUUUUAUUUGUAUUGAUUUGAAUGCAAUCUUAUACCUUUUUUUGUAUAAAAUUGUUUUGUUAUAUGAUCAGGUUCAAUUAUUUUCUUAAAACCAAUACAUUUUGUAUAUAUGGCUUGAGGUUUUGGGCGUUUUAUACGAUAAACUUUGUAAUGAACUUGAUAAAAAUGUAAUAUUUCCUUUGUCAGGUCCAAAUAUUUUAUACAAGUAAAUAAAAUGUAGCAGACUGAGGCAGUAUUGCAAAGGAGAUACAAUUGUGAGAAAGGGGCAUUUGCCAAAUAUUGUUUUGUGAUGGAGUUUGAUGUUCUGAAUGGGACGUAUGAGGCAAGGCAGUCAAUCAAACUGAAUAACCCAGCCUUAUUUCAGCACCAUGGUGCAUGAGCUGGAUGCAAUUGUCAGCCUUUCACCUGCUUUGGGCUGACUUAACAUGAAAGACCAAGGGUCUGAACUUGCUUUCCUUGAGGUCAAUGGCAGGUGGAUUGGGCCCUAAGUCAAUCGCAGAUUUAUUGAAGGGUGUUUUUUAGCUUUGGCUGGUGUUUGUAAAUUUGUCUUCAUGCUCUCUGUGCUGCCUGUCAGUUUUACAGUUCUGGGGCUGAUCCUGUAAUCCCGAGGCCAAAUCCCUGCUAACUACACUGGGAGUUUGGCCUGAAUGAGGCCAGCAGGAUUAGGCUGCUAGUUUGACUACAUUCAGCCUGUUUCUAAUGCUAUCUCUGUUCAGUAAGUAUUCUGUGGGUUUUGCUCAUCUGUCCUGAAGUGCCGCUUCAGACUUAACUGUUGUUGUUGUCUUUCAGAGUGAAAAUAAAACAUACUGCAUUGGGGGCUGCUCCUAUUAGUCAAUUAUAACAUUCCUAAAGACUUCCACGGAGCAAAGUCAGACCCUGUUUUUGUAGGGCAAGUAGAAGCUGGAGAAAUAUUUGUCAUAGUCAAUAGAGCCUCAAAGCUGGCUCACAGGCAGAGUAACAUAGUAUUAGUGAUGCACCAGCAGUGAAGUUUAAGAAACUAUAUAUGUGGCUGACGUAAUUUCCAUGGCUUUGUUUUCCAGCCUGAUUCCCUUAGUGUAUCCAGAUGCAGUUUUCAUAAACAAGUAAACUUCAAUCAACAGUUACAGUGCUGAUUUAGCUUACCUUCCCAUAUUAUUAAAUAUAGAUCAGUUUCCAUAAACAUAGUCUUAUUGGCUAUUUUGUUAUAGUAAGCAUUUUGGAUCAAAUUCUGGUCCCCGUGAUGUCCAUGGGAAAAAUCUCAGUUGAUUUCAUUGAGACCAGUAUUUGACUUGUGCAGGAAAAAGUAACAUGGUAGAGAAGUUACAAGGGUUACUGACAGAGGAAAGCAGCCAAAUAGUGCAGGCACAAAACUGAGUGGGGAUUGCCCUCUCCAUUCUAAAAGUUUAGCUUAUCAAAGUGCACUGGAAAAGGCUACCACCCCUUUCUAGAAAAAAUGUGCAAAAAGGAAAGAGAAUAAUCCUGUGUAUUUCACCGCACAGAAAACCCUCCCUGAUCUCUCGAGGAUAAAGGCUUGGGAAUGGCCUCGUAUUCAUAUGGAGCCUGAUAAUCCACAAGCAGGCCUGGGCCCAAGCCCGGCGUAUCUGUGCAGAAUGCCUCUUUCUUUGCACUCUUUCCAAGACUCUCUUCCCCUGAGCUAGCCUAGGGGCUACAUUGCUCUUGGGUUUCCCCAAUCUACCUGCCCACUGCCUCCUUUUCCAAAGGGCAGAAGCUGGAUUGGAAGGUAAUUCUGUGGACUAAUUUCUGCUGGACUUCCCUACAAAAAACACUUCAUUUUGGGCAGAGAGUAUGUCCUAGGGCAAUUUCUCUGCCAGUCCCAUUCUGAAAUCAGCAGAGCACCAAUUAUGAUUUGCUCAUGUAGAGAGAGGGUGAGCAGCUGCUGGCUCAGCUGUAGGAGAGAGCGUGAUGGAUAGUGGCCAGUGCCUUUGUUCUAUGCACUGUGAUAACAGGUGGGCACCAUAUGCUGCUCCCCACACAAUGCAAUGAAGGAGCAAAAUGGUUUAUGCAUUAUUUAAAAAUUAAUAUGUACAUAGGAUCCUCACAGAAUCGCAUCAUGGCUCUCUAAUCCUCACCACCCAGGCUUUGUUACCAGUUAACUAGCAAACACUCAUUUCAAACCUAUAGGUACUUGCUAACAGAGCUGUGAUGUUGGUGUACACACAAGGAAGUAAAACAGAGCCAUUUUGAAUUAUGCAGCACAAGCUGCAUGUACAGGGGGAAGGGGUGGGGUGGGGUGGGAGGAGUGUUUGCCAAGUGGAAAAGGAAAGAAUUGUGUAUUUACAUUUCUUAAAACCAUAUAGAAUAAGAACUGACUGUUUCCUGUCUGGAAAUCAAAAUCUGCAUUUAUAUUUAGAAAUCGUUUUAAUUUAUUUGUAAUUAAUGAACUGACACUAACAAGGGAGAUGUUUGGACCUAUACAAAUAUCUAGCUAGGUGUUUAUAAAUAGUCUAUUCUGCUGUGACCAUAUGCCCCUAAUUCUCAUAAAUGGUCAUAAUGCCCAUCAUUGUCAGAAUAGAGUACUUAAAGCCCAAUCCUGCAACCCUUACUCAGGCAAGCAAGUAAUUUGCCUGAGUAAGGGGUUCAGAAUCAUGGCUAGUCCUGCAAAGGGAUCCACAAGAAGGGUCAUAAGGUUACUCGGUGCAGGAAUAAGGAUCUGCAUUCAAAUGUGGGGCCUCUAUUUGUCAAACCUAAACAGCUCACAUUCAAAAAUUGUCUACUCAAGUUUUAAAUUAAACAGAUUUAAUGCAUAGAUUCACUCAGUAGCAAGUGUAUUGUGUGCACAAUCCUGCAAACUCACACUGAGCUCAUUGAGAGUUUUGCUUGAAUAAGGACUGCAGGGUUGGGCUAUAUCAUUUUUAUUUUUUUAAUGUUUUCUUUGAUUUGUGCCGUUUAGAUGGGAAAAAGUAGAGAAUGUAUAUUGCAUUGAAAACCUGACCAAAAGCAAUAUAUUUGUAGGAAAACAUAUCACAUGCAAAAUAUUACCUAUCUCUUAGCAGGUUCUGCAGCAUUUUUAUGCUAAGUAUAUGAUUUUGAUUUUUAGAAUGAUUUUACCUUUUACAGUUUCUCAUACUCAUACUCAUGUGUAAUACGUAAUGAUGACCUUAACAUGAAGGAGUCAGACCUUGGGUUGGCAUAUUAAUCUGUAUUAUCUUGAUUUUUCUUAAGUUAUGUGCAGAGAAAUAAAAUGAAAUUAGUACAGAAACGCUCCCAACACUGCUUACAGAUUCAUUAAAAAUGCUUUAGCGAAAGUACGUACCCUAAGAUGGGGAGAAACAUAUUUAUUGAAAGAAAUGAAAACCCAGAAGAUUUUCUAUUUGUUUUUUUUCAGUGUGUGUGUUAUUGGGGGUGGAUGUUUAAACUGUUUAAUUCCUUCUGUGUAAAGAGCCUCCUGCCCAGAAUAAAGUUACUCUUGAAGAGA
Messenger RNA from Dermochelys coriacea (leatherback sea turtle), 8452 nucleotides. It is a transcript of the gene CILK1, whose product is annotated as ciliogenesis associated kinase 1. The coding region runs from base 3002 to 4888 and encodes 628 amino acids. Gene Ontology annotation, cellular component: cytoplasm; cilium; nucleus. The record is from RefSeq and is a predicted model, not a curated record. NCBI's taxonomy places the organism in Eukaryota, Metazoa, Chordata, Testudines, Dermochelyidae. The transcript has 17 exons. Gene Ontology annotation, biological process: intraciliary transport; protein phosphorylation; intracellular signal transduction. Gene Ontology annotation, molecular function: protein serine/threonine kinase activity; ATP binding.